AUAUGAUCUAAUGUCGUCCCCCUUUUUUUUAGCCCAAAAAAAACCAUAUGUUCCAUUUAUUGAAACGCACCACCACUUUACCAACAAGGGGAAGACGAUUCUUCUCAAACACCAAAGGCUUUGACAGUCUUGUGAUUGGUGCCUAUACUGAACCCACGCAAUUAACAACCCAUGUCUCGCAUGAGACCCGUAACCUCAUUCAAAAUCAAUUAGCCCUGAGUCGCUUUAAAAAACAGGGCGACGUGCGUGUAUUUUAUGACAUGGGUGGCGUAAAACAACUGGCUGUUGUCUCGCUUGGUGAAAAGAAGCAUCAGAGCAAGACGAAAGAAAGAGAAAGUGUGCGCUCAGCCACGGCUAUCGGCAUUCAAACACUCCAAAAGCAAGGAGCUACAUACACAGGUGUAGACGUCUCAGUCGAUAUUCAGGCAGCAGCUGAAGGUGCUGUAUUAGCCCAGUUCUCUUUUGACAAGUUGAAGCAGGAUAAAAAAGAGGUGGAUAAUGGGGUCGAGCCUUAUGCUGCAGGCAUGGACGAGGCCCGUGUGGAAAAGCAUUGGGAGAUGGGACAGAUCUAUGGUGCUUCCCAAAACGUGGCACGUAUGCUCAUGACAUCCCCCGCUAACUUAAUGACACCCAAAUUGUUUGCUGAGGAAGUGGCUUAUUUGUUGGCAGGAUUGGAAAAUGUGGAUAUCGAAGUGCAUGAUGAGGACUGGGUCACACGUCAAAACAUGAAUGCCUUCUUGUCUGUUUCUAAGGGAAGUGAAGAGCCAUUAAGAUUUAUGGAAAUCCAUUAUAAGGGAGCUGAAAAUAAGGAGGAAAAACCUUACGGUUUAGUUGGAAAGGGAAUUACAUUUGAUUCUGGGGGAAUUUCUUUAAAGCCUUCUGCUAACAUGGCCUUGAUGAAGGGAGAUAUGGGCGGUGCUGCUACAGUUGCUGGUGCAUUAUACGGUAUCUGUAAGAUGAAGCUACCAGUCAAUAUCGUUGCCAUCAUUCCCUUGUGUGAGAAUAUGCCCUCGGGCAAUGCUACCAAGCCUGGUGAUGUGGUCAAGGCAAUGAAUGGUAAAUCAAUUGAAGUUUUAAAUACAGAUGCAGAAGGACGAAUGAUCUUGGCGGAUGCUCUUCAUUACAUUUCCUCGCGUUUCCAGCCCAAGCAUAUCAUUGAUCUUGCUACUCUAACUGGUGCAAUUGAUGUAGCUCUUGGUCAGGUGUAUGCUGGUGUGUUUACCAAUUCCGAUAAACUGUGGAAGCAAUUGGAAACAGCAGGCGAGAGCGUAUCCGAUCCAUUUUGGCGCAUGCCUAUUCAUGACGACUAUGUUCGUGAAAUGAAGCAAUCUUUAGUGGCUGAUUUGAGCAACGUUGGGUUCCGUCGUUCAGGAGGAUCAUGUGCAGCCGCCGGAUUUUUGAAGGAGUUUGUGGGUAAGGAUAUUCCCUGGGCUCAUAUUGAUAUUGCUGGUGUCAUGGAUUGCCAUGCCACCAAGGGUCAUCAUAUUAAAGGCAUGAGUGGUAGACCCACCAGAGCCUUGAUUGAGCUCAUGAGAACCAUUCAAUAAAAAAUAUCGAUCUAGACCGCUUCGCUAUUAGUAGUAAUAAUUAACUUUCUGACACCCUGACUGAGAAAAUAAUGAAAUUCUAUUCGUUGGUGAUGCAGUGGGCUUUUUAAGUUGUGAUCGGUCUAAUUUAAACUGCAAAAUAAAAGCGUAUGUGUGCGUGCGUAUAAAAAAAUAAAUUUUUAAGUUGCCUCAUUCUUCAUAUUCAGUAA
Molecule: messenger RNA, 1756 nt
Organism: Mucor mucedo
Lineage: Eukaryota; Fungi; Mucoromycota; Mucoromycetes; Mucorales; Mucoraceae
Product: cytosol aminopeptidase family, catalytic domain-containing protein
Exons: 4
Coding region: 48-1547 (499 amino acids)
Biological process (GO): proteolysis
Cellular component (GO): cytoplasm
Molecular function (GO): manganese ion binding; metalloaminopeptidase activity
Source: RefSeq, a predicted model, not a curated record